AUCACGAUGCGGAUCAACCAUCUUGUUCUCCAAGCCAAAAACUGGACCCCACCGGCACGCUUACCUAUAAAUACUUUCAUAUCAGCAAUCUCGCCACACAAAUCUUUCAGCUUUCUCUCCUUAACAGCUCUCCUCGUUCGUGUUUUUUUGCAUUUGACCAAGCACUUUUUCGCCGGAAAUCAACCAUGCCUCGCCGUAGCUCCGGUGGCCGCAGCUCUGGAGGAAGGUCAUCCUUGUUCUCUUCUCGCCCUGCUGCCGCUACUACAUCGCGGAAGUCUUCUGCACCUGCACCAGUUGCUUCUGCACCUCCACCUGCUCCUAUGCAAGCUGGAUCUCCUAUGGGAGGAGGAAUUGGUGCUGCAGUUGCUGAUGGCUUGGCAUUUGGUGGUGGCAGUGCCAUUGCACAUAGGGCUGUAGAGGCUGUUGCGGGUCCUCGGACCAUAAGACAUGAGACGGUGGCCUCCCCAGCCUCUGCCCCUGCCCCUGACUCAGCAACCAUGGCAACAGGCAGCAGUCUUGGAGUUUCUGAUGCAUGUGGCAUUCAUAUGAAGGCCUUCCAAGAUUGUUUGAACACCUAUGGGAGUGAUAUCAGCAAGUGCCAGUUCUACAUGGAAAUGCUGUCUGAUUGCCGCAAGAACUCUGGCGCUGGUCUGACUGCUUGAUGCCAUCCCUGGUCUUUUACUUCAUUUGUUCUAACUGGUGCCCCAAACUAAGUCUUUUAUGGUUCUGCUUCUAGAUGAUGAUAAUAGUGUGUAUUUGGGAGAUAUCACUAGUAGUAACGUAGUCUUUUGAUGCGCAGCCAAUGCUUGAUAUGGUUGUUGGACGUGUGAUAUUAUCCAUCAUAAAAUGACGUCGCUUUGACCUUCAUUGUCAUUGUUCUUUUCAUUAUAUUUAAUCUUUGAUGUCAAGGUAGAUUUUGAGGAGGCGGAGGCGAUUUUGAACU
Molecule: messenger RNA, 943 nt
Organism: Coffea arabica (coffee)
Lineage: Eukaryota; Viridiplantae; Streptophyta; Magnoliopsida; Gentianales; Rubiaceae
Biological process (GO): mitochondrion organization
Cellular component (GO): mitochondrion; nucleus
Source: RefSeq, a predicted model, not a curated record